Molecule: messenger RNA, 3567 nt
Organism: Parnassius mnemosyne (clouded apollo)
Lineage: Eukaryota; Metazoa; Arthropoda; Insecta; Lepidoptera; Papilionidae
Source: the annotation of a GenBank genome assembly
AUGGUACAGGAGCCCUACAUUGGACGAAUAGGACAAAUGAAAAACUACACUGGGACGAGAAUAGCACAAAGUGACAGAAGCCAAACCACUGAAAAUGUGAUUAAGGCUGCUAUUGUGCUAUUCGACGACACCAUUGACAUGGCUCCUUGCCCAGGCCUAACGACGGAGAACAUCGCAGUCGCAAAGUUGAAGACUGGGGCAUGGGAGUUGGGAGUGGUGUCCGUCUACAUGGAGGGCGACAAACCUCUCGAACCAUAUCUUGAAAGGAUUGGAACGGCCGUGGUGGGCCUGGGGACAAGACACGUGAUACUCGGUGGGGACUUGAAUGCAUGGAAUACCUGGUGGGGAAGCCGGGAGACAAACAACAGAGGCAUAGAGGUAGCUGCAAAGCUAGAUGAAUUAGAACUCCACAUUCUAAACAAGGGGACUGAGCCAACGUUUGACGUUACAAGAGGAGGAAAGAAUUAUUCCAGCUGCGUGGACGUAACUACCUGCUCGACCAGCCUACUCGGAAGGAUAGAUAACUGGAGACUAUCCGAUGAAAUAACCAACUCGGAUCACAGGGCAAUCCUAUUUGAGAUAAAUUUAGAAAAAGCAAUAGGCACCGACAUAAAAAGAAUCACAAGAAUUUACAACACGAAAAAAGCAAAUUGGGGAGAGUUUCGUGGGAAACUCCUCCAGAUUUGGAAGGAUAUACGGUUAAACAAAGCAGCAAUAGAAAAAGUACAAAACACACAAGAAUUAGAAAUAACAAUAGAUAAAUACACAAAUUCAAUAACAGAAGCUUGUGAAAAUAAUAUACCUAAAUUAAAAAAUAAAAAACGAAUGGGGUUGCCCUGGUGGACCGACGAGCUCACACAGCGAAAGAAGGAAGUCUCCAGGCUAAGGCGUCGAAUUUCCUACGCAGCGCCAGUCCGCCGCGAGUGGGUGGUCGGGCAGUAUAUAAAAGCAAAGGAAGAAUACCAACAGGAAAUCAAAACAGCUCAGACCACCAGCUGGAAGGAAUUCUGUAGUAAGCAGGAGCGGGAAACAGUGUGGGAGGGAAUAUACAGAGUGAUAAGCCGUACAAUGUUGCGACAGGAGGACACUCCCCUUACUAUAGACGGGAGGACGCUCGAAGGUGAAGAAUCAGCCAGGAUUUUAGCAGAUACGUUCUAUCCAGAGGAUCGAAACGAAGACGAUGACGCGGAACACAGGGAAAUAAGACAAAUGGCAGAAACUGUAAAUGAAGGGGCAUCUGAUGGAUCAUGUGACCCACCCUUUACAGCGGAUGAGUUGCUGUGGGCCGUGUCUAGUUUUAGUCCGAAAAAAGCACCUGGUAUCGAUGGUUUUACGGCGGACAUUUGUGGAGCGGCUAUCGCCCUGGACUCGGCACUGUUUCUGGCACUUGUAAACAAAUGUUUCAGUCUUGCACACUUCCCUAUCAAAUGGAAGAGAGCGACAGUGGUAGUGUUGCGGAAACCCGGAAAAGAGACUUACACACACCCUAAAUCCUACAGGCCGAUUGGGCUUUUGCCUGUAUUAGGGAAGAUCUUCGAAAAAAUGGUAGUUCGGAGAAUCAAGUGGCACAUCGUACCAAAUAUAAGCCGUAACCAAUAUGGAUUUAUGCCACAACGCAGUACCGAGGACUCCCUCUAUGAUAUGAUGCAGUUUAUAAGAGCAAAGUUAAAAGACAAAAAGCUAAUCCUGCUUAUAUCAUUAGACAUAGAGGGAGCCUUCGAUAACGCUUGGUGGCCGGCAAUACGAUGUGGACUUGCGAAGACCGGGUGCCCAGUAAAUCUGAGGCGCCUGAUUGAUAACUAUCUUAAAGAUAGAACAGUGUGCGUCAGAUAUGCUGGAGCGGAGUGGGUAAAAAAGACCACUAAAGGGUGUGUGCAAGGCUCAAUAGGGGGGCCAAUAUUCUGGAAUAUACUGCUGGAUCCACUUCUGAAGGAGCUAAGUGCAAAAGAGUCCCAUUGCCAGGCUUUCGCGGACGAUGUGGUCCUGAUGUUCUCCGGGGACAUGGCAAAACAGGUACAGGAGCAGGCGAAUAAAACCCUCGCAUAUGUCCAGAAGUGGGGUGUCAGAAAUAAGCUCAACUUUGCACCACACAAAACAAAAGCGAUGAUCAUUACAAAAAAGCUAAAGUAUGACACACCACUUUUGGAAAUGAGCGGGAAAACCAUAGGCCUCUCCAGAGAAAUUAAAAUACUUGGCCUCACAGUGGACGACGGGCUUACAUUCAACACGCAUGUAAAGAAUGUGUGCUGCAAGGUACAGAACCUUUAUCGUCAGCUGUCGAGAGCCGCUAAGAUCCACUGGGGCCUGAACCCGGAGAUUGUUAGGACCAUAUAUGUCGCAGUGGUGGAACCGACUGUUAUGUAUGCGGCUAGCGCAUGGGUACCAGCAACUAACAAACAAAAAGUAAAAAAGAGAUUCGACUUGGUGCAACGCGGAUUUGUCCAAAAAAUAAUAAAAUCAUACAGGACGGUAUCGCUACACUCGGCCCUACUACUCGCCGGGCUGCUUCCAUUGGAUAUAAGAAUCCAGGAAGCGGCCUCGCUUUAUGCAAUAAAGAAAGACUUUUCCCGGCGAAUAGUAGGAGAUCGAGAGGUAGAGAGCAAAAUUAACUUUUCAGAGACCCCACAUCCCGCGGAUCAGGUCGGGCUUAACUUUGAAUGUCUGGUGGACGGUGCACAAAUAGACCAGAAGGACAAUAAGGCCCUGAAAAUCUACACAGACGGCAGUAAAAUCGAGGGAAAAGUCGGUGCGGCGUUAUCCAUCUGGAAUGACGCCGCAGAGACGUGUACCCGUAAACUGAAACUGGAAAAUUUCUGCACCGUCUACCAGGCAGAGUUGCUGGCCAUUCUCGAAGCAACCAGUUAUGCAUUAAAAUCUUGUGCACCUAAUUGCAAUAUUUAUAGUGAUUCGAGAUCAGCUCUCUCAACAAUUGCCCAAGACGUUUCCCUCCAUCCCCUAGCGGUGGAAGCAAGAAACAACAUACUUAAAAUAAAUAGGCAAGGCAAAACACUUAAUCUCUGUUGGAUAAAAGCCCACGCAGGAUUGGAGGGAAAUGAGAGGGCAGACGAGCUAGCAAAAGAUGCCGCAACAAAAAUAAAAAGAAAAGCAGACUAUGAAAAGUGUCCGGUUUCAUACGUCAAGCGACAAAUCCGAUUGGAAUCGCUUGACGAAUGGAACCGGCGCUACACAGAAGGCGAAACGGCCUCAACAACCAAAAUCUUUUUCCCAGACGCAGUCAAAGCCUACCACAUAAUUAAGAAAAUCGAUAUGGAUCCGAUGACGGUUCAAAUUAUGACAGGACAUGGGGGGUUCUCCGAAUACUUGCAUAGAUUUAAGUGUAAGGAGAGCCCCGCUUGUGCCUGUGAUCCAACAAAAAAUGAGAACAUAAUUCAUGUAAUUACGGAAUGUCCAAUUUAUGCCAGCGAAAAGUGUGACAUAGAAAUAGCAUUAAAUGUAAAAAUAAGUAAAGAAAAUGUACAUGAUAUUAUAGAAAAUAAGCACACUAGAGAUAAGUUUUUAAAAUAUUGUAAGAAAAUAGCAAGAAAAAUAGUAAAUAGAAAUAAAUAG